CCCUUUUAGACACGCCAUUUUGGACAGAGCAGGGACUGGAUUGGGUUGUAUUGUCUGUGUGGGAGAUGAGGGAAUAGACUAAUUGCGGACCAUUUGCAUGAUCUGAUUGUGUAGGUAUCCGGGUAAACCCCGUUAGUAGUAACUGUUCAGGACUAAAUACUCAGCCACUCUUCUGCAAUACUGGUAUUCUUAAGGAUCACCCAACUAGAUGAGUUUCAGCACCUCAUCCCCGGUAACCGAACAGAGGGAGACGGACAGCUCUGACUCCGCUAGUUGUAGAAGUCGAGCUCCCUCUCUUGGUGUGGUGUGCCCGUUUCGAAUGGUUUCAGCGAGGCAGUGUAUUGUGCCUGCCCCACUGGAGGAAGAGGAGGGAAAGUGAGAGUGCCGGUCACGUUUUUGUGUCUGCGGUUGUGCUGGAAUACGAAUUACAUUUACGGGAGAGAGAGACUCGGAGCCAGUGGGCAGCAUGUUCCAGCUCCCAGUCAACAACCUUGGCAGUUUACGCAAAGCCAGGAGAAAUGUCAAGAAGGUGCUUGGAGACAUCGGCUUAGAGUUUUGCAAGAAGCAUAUUGAUGAUUUCAAAGACUUUGUUCCAAAUGACUUCUACCUAAAACACACUAACUGGGAUGACGUAGGCUGGUGGGAACCCUCUAUGACCAAAUCUCAAGACUAUCGCUCAAAGCCAUUCUGCUGCUCGGGUUGCCCCUUCUCCUCCAAGUUCUUCUCCGCCUACAAAAGCCACUUCCGCAAUGUCCACAGCGAGGACUUCGAGAACCGCAUCCUCCUCAACUGCCCGUACUGCACAUACAAUGGCAACAAGAAGACCCUGGAGACACACAUCAAGCUGUUCCACAUGCCCAAUAACAUGCUGCGGCAGGGCCAGCAGGGGGCCAUGGGCACCCUCAACAAAACCCUUGACAAGGGCCGCCUCAGCGACACGGUAGAGCAGCCCGUUUACUACUGUAAGAAAUGUACAUAUCGGGACCCACUGUACAAUGUGGUGCGCAAGCACAUCUACCGGGAACACUUCCAGCACGUGGCCGCACCGUAUAUGGUGAAGCCGGGGGAGAAAGUCACACCACCCAAUGGUGCAACUGGGGCAGCCGCAGCUGCCACCGGGGCAGGUGCCACGGCCGGUGCCAGUGGCGAUUCCCAAAACAGCGGAGGCGGUAACAGCAGCAGCUCGGCCAUCCACUGCAAGCGCUGUCUCUUUGUCCCGCGCACCUACGAGGCGCUGGUGCAGCACGUCAUCGAGGACCACGAGCGGAUCGGGUACCAAGUCACCGCUAUGAUCGGCCACACCAACGUGGUGGUGCCCCGUGUCAAGCCUGUGAUCAUGGUCUCGCCCAAAAACCCAGGGGACAGUAAGGGCAUUAUCGGGGUCACCCCCAAGGGCACACUGGUGACCACCGGGGUGCGCCCGCUUUCUACCCAGCAGCUGAGCAGGAUCGUGAUCCCCAAAGCGGGCCUCAAUUCCUCGGGUCUCCUGUCUGGUGUCCACCUGAAGCAGGGCACGUUUGGGCUGAAAGCAGGGACCACCACACAGUCAGUGUCCAUAGGAGGGCAACAGGUGCGCAUAACGUUACCUGGCAACGCCCAGGUAUCAGUGCCACAGCAGUCCCACGCAGCCAAACCUCACCUCGGCGUCGGCGGAGUCCGGAGCCCUGUUGCUGUAGGAUCCGCCGGCACCUCCACGCUAAAGACGUCACCUCUGACCUCACGCGUGCAGCCCGCCGCCACCACCGUCUCCUCGGUAGUGGCCAAGAAAGGAGGUUCCUCGGUGAUCGGCACCUCCUACACCCAGAAGUGGAAGAUCUGCACAAUUUGCAACGAGCUCUUCCCCGAGAACGUCUACAGCUCGCACUUCGAGAAGGAGCACAAGGCGGAGAAGGUGCCCGCCGUGGCCAACUACAUCAUGAAGAUCCACAAUUUCACCAGCAAGUGCUUGUACUGCAACCGCUACCUGCCCAGCGACACGCUGCUCAACCACAUGCUGAUCCACGGCCUGUCGUGCCCACACUGCCGCGCCUCCUUCAACGACGUCGAGAAAAUGGUGGCGCACAUGCGCAGCGCGCACCCGAACGAGACCGUGGGCCCACGCAACGACUCGCCCCUCACCUUUGACCUCACCCUCCAGCAGGGUAACCCCAAGAAUGUCCAGCUGAUCGUCACCACCUACAACAUGCGGGACGCGCCGGAGGAGUCGGUGGCCUUCCAUGCCCAGAACAGCAGUGCCUCGUCCUCUCCGCAGGGCAAGAAACCGGCCACCGCCAAUCACCCGAAGCCAGCCGCCGAUGGCCAAGACGGCACGCCCGUGAAAAGCCCUCCGCAGGCCGCGGUGCCCUACAAGAGGGAUGUGGGCAAGACUCUGUGCCCGCUGUGCUUCUCCAUCCUCAAGGGCCCCAUCUCUGACGCCCUGGCGCACCACCUGCGCGAGCGCCACCAGGUCAUCCAGACAGUCCAUCCAGUGGAGAAGAAGCUGACGUACAAAUGCAUCCACUGCCUGGGGGUGUACACCAGCAACAUGACUGCCUCCACCAUCACCCUGCACCUGGUGCACUGCCGGGGCGUGGGCAAGACGCAAAAUGGCAAAGAGAGCAGACCCUCCCCGUCCUCCAAGUCCAGCCAGUCUCAGAGCUCCUCACUCAAACGGUCCAGCGCCGAGAACGUCGACCCGUCCGACCCAAAGCGUCGGAAGGCGUCAUCGGGAGCCGAACACGCCUCGGGGCCAGGUUCCGCAGCGCAGGGGGAGAGGUCGGAGGAACCCAUCGUGCUGGCGUUAGACCCGAAGGGCCACGAGGACGAGUCGUACGAGGCGCGCAAGGCCUUCCUCACCCAGUACUUCAACCAUCAGCCGUACCCAACGCGACGCGAGGUGGAGAAGCUGGCCGCCAGCCUGUGGCUCUGGAAGUCCGACGUGGGCAGCCACUUCAGCAACCGCAGGCGGAAGUGCGUCAACGACUGCGAGACGCGCCGCUUCCAGGUGCUGCUGGGCUUCAAGAUGCGCGAGGUCAACCGGCUGCAGCACAACAUGGGCUUCUCCGGUGACCUGGAAUUCCAGCCGCACGAGCCCAUAGAGAGCCGGACGUCGGCCACCUCCAUCGGGCGGUCCGAGGAGGCUGCCAAACGGUGGUUGAAGGACCGUGCCAACGGGGCCACUCGCCAGCGCUCAGCCGCUGCCCGGCCAAACAGUGCCAAGGGGACGCCAUCCAGUGACCAAAACAAGACAAUCAGGAGGACCUCGACCACCGGGACUGGGGCGAGUGCGCAGCCCAUCGCACUCGACUCAGACAGCGAAAAGGAGGAGAACUUGGUGGAUGGGAAAGAGGGGGGGGACUCUACGGAGAAGGACCAGAUUGCCGUAGAUGGACAGACUGAGGAUGGAAAGGUGGUGGUGGUGGCGGCGGUGACAGCGGAGGCAGCGGAGAAGGAGGUUGAGGAGGGAAAAGAAGGCGUCUUGGGUGAUGGAGAGGUCCACGGGGAGAACGGCUUCGGACCCGCUCAAGAGCCUGCGAGAGGUGUGAAGCGCAAGGCCGGGGCCCGACGAGACGCUAAGACUAAACUCAGACAGACAGGACCAGGGGCUCAGAUAGGCAAGCAACAAGUCUAACUGGCACCACAAGGAUAAUUCAUGCACAAACACAAUACUUAUAUGCUCACAAACACAUGGAAUCAUACACACACAGAUGCAUACAUACAUACACACGCAUACACACGCAUACACACACAC
This is a messenger RNA of Clupea harengus (Atlantic herring), 3730 nucleotides long. RefSeq names its product activity dependent neuroprotector homeobox b (gene adnpb). Gene Ontology annotation, biological process: regulation of gene expression. The record is from RefSeq and is a predicted model, not a curated record. Gene Ontology annotation, molecular function: DNA binding. Lineage: Eukaryota; Metazoa; Chordata; Actinopteri; Clupeiformes; Clupeidae. Gene Ontology annotation, cellular component: nucleus.